GGUUCUGUGUCGAGGUCCCUCAGUCAAAGUCGGGAGUGUGCCGGACCGAGCCGCGCCUCCUCUGUGCUCACUGCGCCAGCUGAAGAGGCCCGACAGCUCCGCGUGCUGUCAGAGUCGUCACGAUGAAGAGCGACCGGCAGGACGUGGCUUUCCACGCGCUCCUCUGGAUCCACAUCCCUGUGGCCUGCCUCUUCACUGCAGUGUCAGCUCAGUCUGACAGCACCAGCAGUGUGGUGGUGGCAGGUUACAAUGUGAGCGCCCCGGCCGGGUCCAAAGUGGUGCUGCAGUGUGUGAGCGGCCGCAUGGUGUGGACCCGGGACAGGGUGAGGGACAGACAGAGGGUGGUCCACUGGGACCUGUACCGGGCCCACCCGGACUACGCCAUGGAGAGGGUGGUGGACAUGUUCUCCGCAGGAGACCAGAGGAUUUACAACUCCUACAACCUGGGCAGGGUCGGCAUCACUCCGACAGCCUUCAGGGAUGGGAACUUCUCCCUGGUCAUCAAAGAUGUGACGAUGAACGACAGAGGUCUGUACUCCUGUAACCUCCACCAUCUCUCCUGUCACCUGUAUGAGACGGUCAGAGUGCAACUCAACGUCACCAAAUCACGCCGAAAAGAGCAGCGCUUCUGGGACGGACAGAAGGCGGUGUAUGUGGUGCUGCUCGGGAGCACUGUGGCGCUGCCGUGCAUCAACCGACGUAACAUAUGGACGGACUGGAGCAACGAGGAGGAGGACCAGCAGGUGGUGCACUGGGACCGCCAGUCACCCGGGGUUCCCCAUGACCGCGCCGACCGGCUGGUGGACCUGUACGCAUCUGGGGAGCAGCGCAGCUAUGGGCCGCUGUUCCUCCAGAGGAAGAUGAACAUCAGCAAUCGGGCCUUCUCAGAGGGAGACUUCUCACUCACCAUAUCUGAUCUGCAGGCCACAGACAGGGGGAUGUAUUCCUGCCACCUCCACCAUCACUACUGUGGUCUACACGAGAGAAGAGAGUUCCAGGUCACAGUGGAGCCGCCAGUGAUUCAGCCCACCCAGCCAGCCAAAGCCCUGCCUGCUGUGGACAAAGACACCGCGAAGGCUGAAUCACCGCGAGUCAUCAAUGUGAUUCUGCCGGACCACAGGCACCACUUCCUGAUGCCACUGGGCUACGUCCUCACGUCCUUCCUGCUCCUGGCAUUCAUCAUCCUCAUCAUCAUCCUCAUCACACGCAGGCGUAGAAUCAAAGAGUUUUAUCCGGAGGCAUCCGCGAGGUCCAGCAGAAGUCACAGCAGCUCGGAUGAGUUUGAGAUGGACGUCUCUGGAGUCGGUGUGUGCAAUGAGGAGGAGGAGGGACGAUUGGACUACAAGAACAACCUGUUGAGAGAGAAGGUCCACGUGAACACUCAGCCUAAAGUCAUUGAUCUUGACAAAGAGAUGCAGAAAUUUUCAAAGUGAGAGAGUGACAGAGUCACUGGCUGGUCCAGAGGCUGCGAUCCAAACCAUACACACUGUCCUCUGUCCCGGCAGCAGGGACACGGAGAAAGUGUCACCAAAAGUAAAACAAAAAAACAAAAAAAACAAAAAAACAAGAAAAAUAAAUAAAAUUUCAAAAAGAUUUGUCAUCUUUUGUUGUAUUGUCAAACUGAAAAGACUGGACCGGUAACCACUGUGCACGGCACCCUAGCGCCACCAACAGGAGAGUUUUGGCCUUGACUGUUAAGAGGAGAAAUGUGUACGUAAGUUGAAUAAAGUUGUGACUGAGUGAAUAUGAAUUGUUCUUACUAGAGCUUCAAUCAUUAUGCCUCAUGUUAAAAAAUAAACGUACUAAUAUUUUAUUUUUCCUUUGCUCUUCGCUAACUGACCAAAGAAAAAGUGUAUGUAAAAAUGUUUUAUUUUGAUGUUCAGACUGUGUUUUUUUAAAAACAUAUGGUACAAUGAAUAUGAUAAUAUCAACGCUGAUCUUUAACUGUAAUGGGUUAUUACACUUACCUGCUAAGAGGAGAUGCCUCGCCUGUUUGUAUGCAAAUGACUUUUUGAGUAUCACAAAGUAAAUGUAAUAAAUUGUUAUUUAAAGCAAAAUAUACUGUAGGUAUCUUGGAACGUGUGGAGGGGAUCAGUUGUGUGCAGCUGAGUUUGUGCUGUGAUGAGGGCUGUCGCCAGGAUUUUCAAAAUGCUGAGUCUUAAUAUUUGAAUGCAACCGCACCACAUUAAUUUAGUUUUGACAUGCCACAAGCAAGUUAGUACAAUUGUCUUCUUUCCUUUAUUCAUUUAACCAUGUAAUUAUAUGUUGUUUGUUGAUUUAAAGGCUCACUUCACACUCAGAGUCCUGUGAUGUUUGACAGUGAUGUUGUAUAAGAUCGUUUAAAUCCCCAGAUGAUGUUGUAUAUGACUUCAUUGACCAUAAUCAUGUUUACGGCAUGUACAGUUAGACUUUUUUGUUCUCUGCCUUUUUUAAAUGUAUUGUGUUGAGCUUGCACCCUCGGAUAACACUUAUGUGCAUAAAAGAUUUUAAAACUUCA
Scophthalmus maximus (turbot) is the source of this 2497-nucleotide messenger RNA. RefSeq names its product matrix remodeling-associated protein 8. Gene Ontology annotation, biological process: establishment of glial blood-brain barrier; cell adhesion. The transcript is spliced from 12 exons. NCBI's taxonomy places the organism in Eukaryota, Metazoa, Chordata, Actinopteri, Pleuronectiformes, Scophthalmidae. Bases 123 to 1433 code for a protein of 436 amino acids. Gene Ontology annotation, cellular component: cell surface; membrane. The record is from RefSeq and is a predicted model, not a curated record.